Aedes albopictus (Asian tiger mosquito) is the source of this 765-nucleotide messenger RNA. RefSeq lists its product as uncharacterized. The coding region runs from base 19 to 720 and encodes 233 amino acids. Lineage: Eukaryota; Metazoa; Arthropoda; Insecta; Diptera; Culicidae. The transcript has 3 exons. The record is from RefSeq and is a predicted model, not a curated record.
UUCAGUCUCGCUUGCAAGAUGUUGCUAGAGGUUGUCCUCAGUUUAUUGUUAAUUUACAGUGCUGGUUCGUCAAUUAUCGAUCAUAAGAUAUCGAAUCUUGAAGAAGAGCUGACUGCAGUUGAAGCUUCUCAAGUGGCAGAGGCGUUCAUUGAAGCUGGAUUAGAUGGAUUCAGACUGUUGCGAGUUCGGUACACUAAAGAGGACAUUGAUACCUGUAAUAUGGUUCUCACAAGCACCUUCGAAGUGCAACUGCAAUCGACGGGUGAAGUUUAUGAAAUCAGCAGUGACAGUAAUAUUACUGAUGCAGUUAAUUGUAAAAGCAAGCGAAAACUUGUGGAAGGUAUACAAGGAGGAAAUUUGACCAGAAUCCAGCAGUUUAUUAAAGAUCGGGAUGACACGGUUCGAUUGGUGGACAUAUCUGUUGAUCAGUUUCGAAUAGACAUGGCCGAGCUUGAGCAGAAAGAUAUUCGAAUCGUAAGUUCGAAUUAUACUUAUCAAUUUGAAUUUGAUGAAGGAGUAGACACCGAUGCUGAAUUGGUCGAACUACAUGUGCGAAUGGUCAACACAGGAAAUGAAUAUGUAGUCAACAUUGUAGGAGACAUUGAACUGUCUGGACCUAUUCACCCGAGAACAAGGCCUUACCCUCCGAAAGUUCUACUAUCGCUUCUUGGAGGAGGAAGUUAUUCCAAAAUGAAGAGAGUGAAGAAAGGUAGUUCUUAGAUUCCGAACUCAAAUAUGUACAACGCUUGUUUGUCCUAAAUCUCA